GCGCGGCCGGCGGCCUCGGGAGCGGGCUCGGGCUCGGGCUCGGGGUCCCUCCGCUCCGCUGCCUCCCGUCCUCCGCGGUUUGCGUCUCCUGGUGACCGGGGCGUACCGCGGCGAGGCCAGGAGCGGCCGUCCACCCCGUGCACCGGAGCCUGGGUCCGGAACACCUGGUCCAGCCCCGGUCUUGGGUCAGGUUCUCCUGCUAAGGCCUUUACACAUUUUGUCUGGAAGUUGGAUUGUAAGUCAAAUACCAACUUGGCUGAUGUUUGUCUAAAUCACAUAUCUUAAAAUGCAGUCACAAAAUGGAGACUUUGACAAAGACCUUGGAGAGGAGGUUACUGCACAGGAGGUGCCAGAAGUUUCUGUGAGUGACACCGGUAACAAAGCUACCCAAACAGAAAAUGAAGUGUACAGACUGGAAGCGCAACUAGAAGGUGCAGAGCAAGAAUCUGAAGAGAAGGCUAUUGAAAAUGCAAUUAAUCAAAGGCAGUCUAAAGACAGCUUGAAGGAGUAUAGCACCAGAGACACCUUCCAACAAGUGCAAAAGGAUGUUAAAACUCAAGAAAAAACCAUCAACUGUAUGUCCAGAGCAGAUCAACAGAAUGGACAAAGAUCAGAUCGUGAUCACAAAUCGGUAACAAGCUCAUUCAGUCAAAGGACAGAAGAGAAGAGUGGUCGUGUAAGAAUGACAAAAAAGAUUCUGCGAGAUAUCUGUAAACAGCAAAAAUUAUACUUGACCCCAUACUUAAAUGAUACGCUUUACUUGCAUUAUAAAGGAUUUGACCGCCUGGAAAACCUGGAAGAGUAUACUGGAUUGAAGUGUUUAUGGCUGGAAUGCAACGGCUUAACAAAAAUUGAGAAUUUGGAGGCUCUGACGGAGUUGCGUUGCCUCUACUUGCAACUCAAUUUAAUUAGCAAAAUUGAAAACCUUGAACCUUUACAAAAGCUGUAUUCCCUCAAUAUCAGUAACAACUACAUUAAGACCAUUGAGAAUCUCUCUUGUCUGAAAGCCCUGCAGACUCUGCAGAUCGCUCACAAUAAGUUACAAACAGUGGAAGAUAUACAGCACUUGCAAGAAUGCCCAAGUAUUUCUGUCCUCGAUCUUUCCCACAACAGCAUAAGUGAUCCAAACAUUAUAACUGUUCUGGAGACCAUGCCUAAUUUGCAUGUGCUGAAUUUGAUGGGAAACCAAGUGAUAAAGAAAAUUGCUAAUUAUAGAAAGACACUUAUUGUUCGGUUAAAACAACUAACAUACCUGGAUGACAGACCAGUUUUCCCAAAAGAUAGAGCCUGUGCAGAAGCCUGGGCUGUUGGAGGGCUUGAAGCUGAGAAAGCAGAAAGGGAAAAGUGGGAAACCAGGGAGAGAAAAAAAAUUGAAGAUAGCAUCAAUGCUUUAGCAACAAUCAGACAAAAAGCAGAGGAAAAGAAAAGUCAAAAGUAUAUGGAAGAAAGAGAUAGAAGUGUAAAAUGUGGAAAUGGAGGUGCAACAGACAUCUUAGAAGCACCUGCAAAUACAGAUGACAGUGAUGGAAAUUCUAAUGCACCAGAGACCUCAAAAGAGGAAGAAACUCAAGAGAAGAAUGAGAAACUUAGAAAUGAAAAUUUUGAUGCCCAUGAUGAAGUGACAACAGUUCUACCAAAUAAGGGAGAUAAGACAGAUUUCCCAUCUGGAAAUACUCAUGCUAGGAUUCAAGAGGAUGCACAAGAAUCAGAUUCUUACAGAGACUCAAACUUCAACAAGACGACAGACGAUCUACCAAGAGAGAAGGAAGCUACUGAAAAGGCCACGCUUGCUGAACUGGAUGAAUAUGCUGAAAUUGAAGAGAUCAAACUGGAGACACCAGAGAAACUUUAUCUUGAUGAACUGCCUGAUUUAGAAGAUACAGAUAUAAGUGAAUUUCCCCCAGAAGAGAAAAUCUUUAUUCAAAAGCAGGAAUAUCACCCAAAGAUUGAAAUAAUUUCUGAAAUGACAAAUGACAACAAUUCAGCAUUAGAGGAAAACAAUAAAAGCAUGUUUGAGAAUUCAGUAGGAGAAGAAGUUCCAACAGCAAUUUUUUCAAAUAUGUGUAAGAUACAUAAAGAGCAUGAAAUGGAGCACUUAAGACCCCUUGUUGAAAGCUUCGUUACAGAGCCUGUUAAUUUGGAAAGGUACCCAGAGAUCAAAGAUAAACAAGCAACUCCCUUGAAACCCUUGAUACAAGAGGUUGUCACUGAACCCCAGAAUAAUUUGCUAUUGUCACCAGUCUGCAAUCAAGCAGAUGACCCAAGCCCAUGGGAAGGGGACAGCAAGAUUACAGUUACUUGCUCUGGUAAGAUGAUGGUGACAUAAUUAAGUGACACAAAGGAAAAGGUGGGUGGCACAUUUGCACUAAAAGUAAGGAUUUGUUCAGCUCUUGUGGAAAAAGUUUUGUAUCCACUGUUAGUUAACUUCUUCCUUUUAUUUAUGUGUGAAUUCUAAUAAGUUAGGAAUUAAAAUGCUAUUUUCUCUUUUUCUACACAGAAGUUCUUGCUGAAUUUUAUUUAAAUGGUUUUUAAAAAUUGGGCUCUACAGCUCUUUUUCCAGUAUUAAAGACCACCAGUAGGUUUCAUUUGCCUUCUGCCCUCAUGGUCUAACAGAGAACAGCAGCAAUGGAGAAGUACUGUACCUGGCUGAGGGUAAAGGAUGUCUUCACAAAGCACAAGGUGACAAUGAGCCCUGAGAGCAAAUUAGAUUAAUCCCUUUGAAAAAAAUAACAGACCAAAUGUGGAGCACAGUGCCUGUGGUUAUUCUCAAAAUGCAGAGUUCAGCACUGGAACUGUUAGUUAAAGCUGACCUAAUGCUUAUUUUGACAUAGAACCCACCACUUUCAGCAGAAGGACUUGGUGUUUCCAGCGGUCUGAGGCUGCUGCGACCUCCUGCAUUCCACCUUCAGGGCAGAACUUGUGGCUGUGUCAGCGUGAAAAUUGCUCAUAAUCCUCUGUGACCCACAGGGAGCCAGUGUCUGUGUCCCCACUGCCAAACCUGCCGCGGUUCCGCAGCUCCAAGCCCUCCAGGGCAGCUGUCAGCGGUUGCUGCCUCUGAAAGUGAGGGCAUUACUGUCUUAAGGUUAAAUUCCACUCUCUUAUGUAAUUUUUACCCCCUGAUUCCUUCUAAAAAUUACUUAGUUAAAUGUUUAUA
This is a messenger RNA of Calidris pugnax (ruff), 3154 nucleotides long. RefSeq names its product dynein, axonemal, assembly factor 1 (gene DNAAF1). NCBI's taxonomy places the organism in Eukaryota, Metazoa, Chordata, Aves, Charadriiformes, Scolopacidae. Gene Ontology annotation, molecular function: protein binding; dynein complex binding. The transcript is spliced from 13 exons. Gene Ontology annotation, cellular component: axoneme. The coding region runs from base 287 to 2326 and encodes 679 amino acids. The record is from RefSeq and is a predicted model, not a curated record. Gene Ontology annotation, biological process: cilium assembly.